Pocillopora verrucosa is the source of this 3092-nucleotide messenger RNA. RefSeq lists its product as uncharacterized. The record is from RefSeq and is a predicted model, not a curated record. Lineage: Eukaryota; Metazoa; Cnidaria; Anthozoa; Scleractinia; Pocilloporidae. Gene Ontology annotation, molecular function: ATP binding; ATP hydrolysis activity.
AUUUCGGUACUCUCAGUCUCGGUUUGAACUUCAAAAUGUCUGAGAGAUCUCCUUUCAAUGUAAGCUUUUCCCCCACUAAUUGUUCAAAGUAUCGAGGAAAAAAGAGUGAAGAAUGGAGCCCACGAAGUCAAGAAAGCGAGCCAGACCCGUGCUUCGAUUCCGAUGAAGAGAACUACGAAUCAAAUAUGACCUCUAUUAGUUCCGACUGCAGCUCUGGGUUAAGUUCAUUCGAUUCGCCUCUUCCGUGGGCUGAAAAUUCUUCAUUCUCAAACCCUUCAACCUCGAAAAGUCUUGUUUUACAAUCUCGAGGAAACAAAGGUCACCACGAGGGAAAGGAACGGACAGAAUGGGCGGGCGAAUAUGUUCACCGAUCGAAUUCACUUGUGAUCGGAAAGCGUUCACGCGCCAUUGGUCUAAAAGAUAUGGAUUUGACAGGAAAUAUUGCCGCAAAAUAUAUUCGAGAAGCGAAGGAAGCAAACAAAAGUCCUUCGAAGAAACGCUUAUUUAGCCCUCUCUCCAAACAAAUGUCUUGCCCGACGUUUAGUACACCCUUUGAUGGACUGUUUCAUAGACAUGAGGUGACUGGUAGAGCCAGUCAAACCGGUAAGGCUAGUCACACCAGUUUGGGCCGGGUCUUGAAUUUGGAAUUGGACUCGCAAACAAAAUCGCCUUUAGUUGACAGCUCAGCAGAGGAGAUGUCACUUAAUUUAAGGACUCAUUCUGUGAAACUAUUUAGUUGUGCUGAUGAGAAAGGCAUCCCAAAGGAGGAAUUUGACCAUGAUUGGUGGGAAAGAUGUAAAAGAACAAAUACUCCAGUUGCUACCCAAAGUAGCAAUGAACUCUUUCCAACAUUUGCACCAAAAGUGAUGGAAUUCAUUGAUCUAACAGUCAAUGAUGAGCUGUCUGAUGGUGAAGCAAGUAAUACAAACAGGAAUUCAGAACAUGAUGGCAUUGCUGAGAAAGCUGGAGAUGUAUGUGUGCAAAAUACAAGUCAUCAUAGCUAUCCACCUGUCUCUGAAAAAGUGUCCAUGAAGAAGCAAGUAUUCUCCUUUAGUGAUGAUGAAGAUAGUGAUUCUGGCACAAAAUGCCAGUUAAAAAGUGACAAGGAAUCUUCAGAAGAGUCACUUUUAUCUGAUCCAGCUCCUCAGAGAAAGAGCCAUUCCUUGCAGGGAUUUGUAAAGAUGAGUAUGGUUUUCUUUUUAUGUGCACUGUUACUCUCAGUAUAUCUGCACGCUAACCCUCAUGGUUUUUGUCUGGAUAGUGAGUUCACCAACAACAUUUCUGGAAUUGGGUCAGCACUUAAGUCUGAAUUGUUUGGUCAACAUAUUGCUCAGAAAAUUGUCACUGCAGCACUCAAGAAUCACUUCAACUCCAAAAACAUUAGGAAGCCACUUGUAUUAGCAUUUCAUGGGUGGACUGGAAUUGGGAAGAACUUUGUUAGCAAUAUCAUCACAGAACAUUUUUUCAAGCGCAAAACCAAUAGCCCAUUUGUGCACAAGUUCAUCAUUCCACUUCACUUUCCCCAUGAAUCAGAAGUAGAAAUGUACAAUCAACAGUUGUUCAAGUGGAUCAGAGGAAAUGUCUCACAUUGUCGGAAGGGAGGUUUGUUUAUAUUUGAUGAAAUGGACAAAAUUCACAUUGGCAUGAUGGAUACAAUCAAAGCUGUUCUUUUAGAUUACCAAGGCAAGAAAGUAGAAAGUGGUCAUCAGAAUGUGAUCUUCAUUUUUCUGUCUAAUUCGGGUGGUGAGGCUAUUAAUCAGCAUGUAUUAAGGCAUAUCCUUGAUGGAAAACUGAGAGAAUCUCUCACGCUAAGUGAACUGGAAGUCAUUUUUCAUGACAUUGCAAAGAGGAUACCAAAUAUCUGGUUUGCAGACCUGCUGAAAUCGGAAGUUAUUGAUUACCUUGUUCCAUUCCUGCCUUUGGAGAGAACACAUGUAAAGCAAUGUAUCAGACGAGAACUUGUCAAGAAAGGGUAUGAUGCAAAAGAGCCCUUUAUUACAGAAAUUGCUAACCAGAUGGAUUAUUUCCCAGAAAGCCACCAGUUUUUUUCUGUAUCUGGGUGCAAAAAAGUUUCAUCCAGAGUUGACGUGAUUAUGGAAUAAAAAUUGUUUGGUUGCAGUAAGGGUCUUUUAGGCGACUCUACAGACUAAUGCAGGGAAUGUUUUUCACAAUCAGAGAAGAUAAAAAUGACAGUAGUAUUGUUAAAGUAGCACUGAUGUGUUAAAAAUGUGUUGUAAUUGUACCCAGUUGAUCCAGUUUUAUUUUUGGCGAAGAUGCAUUGUACUGAUUUACACACCCUAAACAGAACAUUUUCUGCAAACUUUUUGGAUUUUUUGGAUCAUUUGAGUUGCAUUAAGAUGUCAAUCAACAUGUAUUGAAGCACUUGAGUUUCUCUAGAUCUAGAGAGAAAAUGAUGUCAAUAAUGUUUUAUGUGUGAACUCUUCUUGAGAUCUGUUUGCUUGACAAAGUACUGAUAAUGUAAGAGGAAGUCUCUAAUGGGAGUCUUAGGUUUUUAAAAUAUAUUGCAGACACUAGGGUUGACCACUCUGCCAAAGGAAUUGCUUUAACAAAGUUUUGCAAAGUUUGAAAUUUUCUCGACAUUGUGUAUUUUGUGGAGUUUAUCAUUUUAAAGGCAGAGCUGGGUUGUUCAAAGUUGGAUUAAAGUAACCCAGGGUUAGUGUGUAAUCUGAUUUCAGAUCUUAAAGAAAAUUUACUAUAAUUCUUUCUGUUUACAAUCUGAUAACUGGAUGCUUUAAAAAGAAAAGAGAAAUGAUCGCAAUGAAAGGCUUUUGAACAAAGGAAUAAGAGACUGAAUUAAAAUUUAACCUCGUGUUAGUGCUGUUUGGCCUUUGAACAAUGGGGCCCAGAUUUAAAAUUCAACCCUGGGUUAGCACUAAUUAACCUUCAAACAACUGGGCCCUGAACAUUUGAUGUAAGUCAUUUCCUCCUCAAACUACUUGUCUGAUCAUCAGUUUUUUUGUAAUGUACCAGCCUAAGAGUAGUUUAUGAAAGUUGUAAAAAAAACUAUAGAAAAAAAAAUUACACUUCUACUUCUUCAUUUGAGGAAAAUUGAGUGCCAUGUGUUGUCAUGU